AAGGCACAGUUUGGCGUAUUGUUGUGACGCGAACUUGCUCGCUGGGUUUUAAAUUUACCCGACGUUAGCUGCGGUCUACAAAACCACCUGUCUGUGUUUUGUUUAUUUAAUUUGCUCUUUUGUAAAGCAGAGGCUGUAAGAAUGCCGCCUAAAAAACGCCACUCUGGGAUGACACAAAACAAGGAGCCGAAGCCCAGCGCUGACAGCGCUUCUUCUCCAGACAAGCAGGAUAGCCCAGAGUUAUCUGAGAAAAAACACAGAGAAAAGCACGCUGAGUUUGUGAGUCUGUGUAAGAGCCUUCAUGUUUCAGACCUGGUGUGUGACCGAGCCUGGACCCUGUGGGAAUCUGUUCUGGAAUCCAUGGAUAAAGUCCCUGGCAGUCAGCAAAGACUUUGGGGAGCUUGUCUGUUUGUGAUCGUAACAGACAUGGAUGUUGGUAGCUUUACUGUAACUCAAGUUUUGAAAGCUGUCAGUCUGAAUUUGAAGCAGUUUUUGGCUCUGGUGAGACAACUGGAUGUUAACCUGGAUACAAUAAGCAUGAAGGUCAACUCGGCGCUGACGCGACUGGAGAAGAAGUACGACGUAAUGCUGGCUCUUUACCAAAGAUUUGAGAAAACGUGCAAGAAUAUCUUUGUUCUGACAUCGGAUGGCAAGGAGAGAGAGACCAUGCGGACCUGCUGGACAAUGUUUCUUUUGGCAAAAGGAAGAGCUUUGCAGAUGGAGGAUGACCUGGUCAUAUCCUUCCAGUUGCUGCUUUGUACGCUGGAGCUGUUUAUCAAGCGCUGCUCUUCAGACCAGUUACAGCCUUUAUAUCAAUCGGCCAUUAGCAAGGUCCUGAGCCCACCGACACGAACAUCUCGCCGCAGUCAGAGCAAAGCCAAGUCCAGACCUUCAGAACCAGAGGUUGAUGUGCAGCUUCUUGAAACCUUGUGCAAAGACAACGAAUGCAAUUUCGAAGAGGUGAAGAACGUGUACCAGACCAGCUUCUUGGCUUUUCUGGACUCGAUGGAUCUUUCGAGAUCCACCGACUUUCCUCAGGUGAAUGAUGUCAACCAGCAGUAUGAAGAGCACUACCUCAAGAGCAGAGACAUCGAUGGGCGUCUGUUUUUCGACGGGGAUGAGAGCGUUCUUCCUCCUAAAAUCGAGAUAUCACAGGUGGAGAGAACUCCAAAGAAGAACCAGCCAGAGGAAGACGGGCCGACGAUCCCUCCUCAGACUCCGAUCAGAGCUGCCAUGACAUCUAUUCGGAUGCUCAGAGGAGACCUUCCCUCCAACGGGGAUCAACCUUCUACUACACUGGCCACAUAUUUCAAAAAUUGCACUGUGGACCCGACGCAGGAUGUACAGAAACGUUUAGAGACACUUGGUCAGGCGUUUAGCCAGAAGUUUGGCGAGGCGGUGGGGCCUCACUGUGUCGUGUACGGCAGGCAGAGAUUUGCCCUUGGCGUCAGAUUAUACUACAAAGUAAUGGAGGCUAUGCUGAAAUCGGAAGAGAAGCGUCUCUCUGUGCAAAAUUUCAGUAAACUCCUCAAUGACUCCACAUUUCACACAUCACUCCUGGCCUGUUCUUUGGAGGUCGUCAUGGCAACAUAUGAAGAGAGCAGUUUCAAGAACGGAGGAAGCGACCAAACUGGAACGAACUUGUGCUUCCCCUGGAUCCUGAACGUCCUCAACCUCUCCGCCUUUGACUUCUACAAAGUGAUCGAGAGCUUCAUCAAGGCUGAGCCGACGCUGAGCAAAGACAUCAUCAAACAUCUGGAGACCUGCGAGAACCUCAUCAUGGAGAGGAUCGCGUGGCGGACGGGCUCUCCGCUGUUUGAGCUUCUGAAUCAGGAGCAUGCGAGCGCAGCAGCGGAGCCGGUGGAGACUCCAGCCAGUUUCAGCCAGCCGCUGCAGCACAGCCACACCGCCGCUGACCUAUAUCUCACACCAACACGCCCAGGCUCGCGGGUCUUGCCUCCUGAUUCCCCGACCACGCCUCCCCGGCAGCCCGCCGCUUCUCAGUCCACCUCCCAGGCGCCCUGCCAAGCUCCGAGGCAGCCAAAGUCGAACUCCCUCAGUCUGUUCUAUAAAAAAUUGUACCGCCUGGCCUAUACAAGGCUAAAGACUCUCUGCUCAUAUCUGCUGUCCUCUCACCCUGAGCUGGAGCCCAUAAUAUGGACCCUGUUUCAGUACACCCUGCAGCACGAGUAUGAGCUGAUGAGAGACCGCCACCUGGACCAGCUGAUGAUGUCGGCCAUGUACGCCAUAUGCAAAGUGAAGAGUGUCGACCUGCGCUUCAAGUCCAUCGUCUCGGCCUACAAGAACAUGACUAACACCAACCAGGAGACCUUCAAGAACGUGCUGAUCGCCGAGGGCCACUACGACUCCAUCAUUGUCUUCUACAACCAAGUGUUCAUGCAGAAGUUGAAAACGAAUAUCCUGCAACACGCGUCCACCAGGCCGCCUCCCCUUUCUCCAAUACCUCAAAUCCCUCGCAGCCCAUACAAGUUACCCAACUCUCCUCUGCGUGUGCCUGGGAGCAACAACGUCUACAUCUCCCCUCUGAGAAACUCCCGCAUGUCCCCGGGUAUCAUGACUCCUCGCUCCAGAAUGUUGGUGUCCAUUGGUGAAUCAUUUGGACUGGGCAAUCGCUUCCAGAAGAUCAACCAGAUGGUCAACAGCAGCGAACGCUCCCACAAGAGAGCGAUGGACCAAAGCGCCGCCAUCAAGCCUCUGAAGAAGCUGCGCUUUGACAUGGACGGGCAGGACGAAGCAGACGGCAGCAAACCUGGAGGGGAUUCGACCCUGAUACAGAAACUUACAGAGAUGAGCUCCACUUGGAGUCGCAUGCAUGAGCAGAAGAUGAAGGAGGAGCCCGAAACGAGGGAUGAGCCACAGUAAAGCCUGCCAGGCCCACCUGCACUGUUUGUCACUAACACUUCUGUUAGUUCACACAUUAAGUGGAACAUGCAGUUGCUCUGUACAUUUAAUAAUGUGUUUUAGUUUUUAUUUAACUUUGAGGAUGCAGAAGACUUCCUUUGCGCUUUGUGUUUAGGCUUUAAGUAAUUUUUAUUACAGGAUUUUUAUUGUUGCUCUUUUGGAUUUUGAUAUUUCCAAAGAACACUUUUUUAGUUUUAGGAGUGUUGUUGGUUAUUUGCCGUUGAGGAAGUCAUUGUUUCCCCUCAUGGAUCUUCAGUAUAUCAACACAACAUGAUGCUUUUUUUUUAAUAGCAAAAGCCUUAAUUAUGAUUCAACAUUUCUAGUGUUAAAUCAUGGCUAUUGUCUGCACAGUAGGAGUAAAUGUUUUGGCUGUGCUUAUUUUUUUUUUUUUUUUUUUUUUUUUUUUUCCCAAUCAAAUCCUAACAUGAGAAAACUGGACACAGCAGGGGGCGGGGGGUUCACAUGGCCAAUAUGGAUCACUGGCCGGGGUGGUUUUCUGUCACGGUGUAGCACAAACACAGAAAUAAAAAAAAAAAAGGAUAAUUUUGAUCUAAAGUUUUGCACCAAACAAGUUUCUACAUUCAGAUUUUCUAAGACACUGGUUUUUGAUUUUUUUGGCAUUCAUGUCUUUCACAACAGGAAGUCAGCCAUGAUGAACAAAGGACACAAAAUAUUUAUUUGUGGCCUGAAAUGUAAAAUUUUCUAAUGAUGUUUUUUUUUUUUUUUUUUAAAUUCUUAGAACAAUACAGAUCAAAUGCAAAAAUCUCCAAUAUGAUUUAAACUCUUGUAUUAGUCUUUACACUUGUAAUUUUUGGAAAUAGAAGUAAAAGCUCCAGAAAAGGUGAGAAGUUCAUCACUGAUCAUGUGUAGCGAGAGCAUAGAGCAGAAUGUUGUGUAAAGAUAAAUGUGUUUAUAGUUUAAUCUAUUUAGUAGAUUCCAGAAAACCAAACGGAAGAAAACAACC
Messenger RNA from Poecilia latipinna (sailfin molly), 3886 nucleotides. It is a transcript of the gene rb1, whose product is annotated as retinoblastoma 1. The transcript is spliced from 27 exons. Bases 142 to 2883 code for a protein of 913 amino acids. Gene Ontology annotation, cellular component: chromatin; nucleus; Rb-E2F complex. Gene Ontology annotation, molecular function: RNA polymerase II transcription regulatory region sequence-specific DNA binding. Gene Ontology annotation, biological process: regulation of transcription by RNA polymerase II; neuron projection development; negative regulation of G1/S transition of mitotic cell cycle. The record is from RefSeq and is a predicted model, not a curated record. NCBI's taxonomy places the organism in Eukaryota, Metazoa, Chordata, Actinopteri, Cyprinodontiformes, Poeciliidae.